AUGUCGACUUCUCGCAGCGUGUGCAACUUCUACUUUACGGAUUGCGGCGACGGCGUCUUCACGUGCAAGCAUCAUCUAGCGACGAAGCACCGAGACCACCUCGCCGUCUUCGAGGCUAGUCAACAGGGCCAGACGCUUCAGGACCACGGCUUCGUUGACACCAGGACGAUGGAGAUAUUCAAGUGGAUGGAGUGGGUGAUCAUGCGAAACCUUCCGUUAUCGGAGGUGGACGACACGCUGACGCGGGGACUAGCUGGUAUUAAGCCCGUGUCAUCCCAGACGCUUCUUCGCCACAUGCGUCACGUGACCUCGCAAGUGGGUGCUACCGUCGCUGAGCUUCUCGGGGACAGCUUCGGUUUGUUGUUCGACGGAUGGACCUGCGGAACAGUCCACUUUGUUGGCAUCUUCGGCGUUAGUGUUCGCGACGGCGUGCGGAGACAGCCGCUGCUGUCAAUUUCGAUGGCUGAGGAUGGGCAGUCGGCCGAUGCUCACAUCGAAAUGAUCGACAACGUUCUCGGUGCUAUCGCUACUCGGCUCAAGGUUCCCCUGAUCGGCUGUGCAAGCCACCGCUUCAAUCUGGCGGUUUGCGAGUAUCUAACCGAAUAUGCGGACCUCAUCGCUGAAGUUCAAGUUCUGUGCAUCCAGCUGCGACACCCAAACAACAGCGCAGCGCUGGCAGCGUUCACGGGCCUCAAGCCGCUGAAGGCCACCGUGACCCGUUGGUCAUCUACUUACGAGAUGCUCAAGCGCUAUGUCGAGAUUCGAGACGCUAUCAAGAUGGUGCAAGCUGUUGAAGAUUUAGUGCCACGUCCAAGCUCUCACCGCCGUAUUGUUCAGCUUCUGAGCAAGCUGGGUGACCUUGACAGCGUAUGCGUAAAGUUGCAGAGCGAGGAGCUAACGCUUGCUGACGUCCGGCUUUUUUUCGACGCCGUGGUGGUGAAGUACCCGGUAACGGCAAGUUACCUCAAGGCUGAUGCCAGUAUUGUGCACUCUCCUGUUUUUGAGAGGGCCGUCGUGAAAGUUCAGGGUGAUCGCAGGCUUCAAGCAGACGAAGAAGCUGCUGUCGAGCCCUUUCUGGUCGUCCAACCUUCUUCAGCCCGGCCGACCAAGCAGGUGGACUUCGCUACAGCCACACUCCGGCAAGCCAAGAAGGCUCGCCACGCGUCAGCACAGAAGUACGACGAGAUGUUGAGCCAACUGCCGCCAACUAGCAACCGAUGUGAGCGCCUCUUUUCACAGUGCAAGCUAAUUCUCACCCCACGGCGGUCAAGUCUGCUGCCAGCGAACUUUGAGAUGCUCGUGUUUCUACGAGCGAAUCGCGACCUUUGGAGCUUCACCUCGCUUGUUGGCAUUGAUGAUGUUUAG
This is a messenger RNA of Phytophthora nicotianae INRA-310, 1365 nucleotides long. RefSeq lists its product as hypothetical. Bases 1 to 1365 code for a protein of 454 amino acids. The transcript has 3 exons. The record is from RefSeq and is a predicted model, not a curated record. Lineage: Eukaryota; Oomycota; Peronosporomycetes; Peronosporales; Peronosporaceae.